This is a messenger RNA of Myotis brandtii (Brandt's bat), 1059 nucleotides long. Its product is annotated as zinc finger protein 587-like. The coding region runs from base 238 to 966 and encodes 242 amino acids. NCBI's taxonomy places the organism in Eukaryota, Metazoa, Chordata, Mammalia, Chiroptera, Vespertilionidae. Gene Ontology annotation, biological process: regulation of DNA-templated transcription. The transcript is spliced from 3 exons. The record is from RefSeq and is a predicted model, not a curated record.
UAGUCUUUUCUCCAUUUUGUCUAAGCGGUCGGCAGUUCCUGGUCGCUCAGUCCCGUGGAGAAGGCUGGAGAGUGGUGCUCCCUGCCUCGCAGCCAAUGGUUUGAGCCUCCAGUGGUGCUCACAGCGCACACGUGGGAUUGAAGCUCGGAGUCGCCACCAGACCCGCCCAGGGCCGGGACAGGGACCGCCAUUCCUGCAGCGGCUUCUGCUCCCGCCCCGCUCCGACUACCGAGUGCAAUGGAGGCGCCGGUCCUGAGGAGCUGGGCUGAGGUUGGCGUGACCUUUGAGGACAUUGCCCUGUACUUCUCCAGGAAGGAAUGGAACCUUCUUGAUGAGAGUCAGAGACAGCUGUACCUGAAUGUGAUGCUGGAGAACUUUGAACUUCUAUCUUCCCUGGGUUGCUGCUGUGGAGAAGAGAAUGUGGAGGUCCUGACUGAACAAAAGGUUUCUGGAAGAUUGUCACAGGCAAGGAAUCCAAAUUUACCCUUGUCUUCCCAGAAGAGCCACCCCUGUGAGCGUUGUGGGCUAGUCCUGGGAAACAUUUUCCACGUUAUGAAACUCCAGGGAACACAACACAGACAAAUACUGUUGAGGUGUGGGGCAUGUGCAAAAAGAUUUUCUUUGUGUGCAAAAUUUCACCAGCAGCUUGUGAGAGAGAAGAAUUUCAUUAGAGGUGUGGAAAGGCUGUCACUUGCAAACAGCUGGAAGUUCAAUGUUUCCCAGAAUCAUUUCACAUGCAGGGAUGUUGGGCAGGUUGUCCUUACUGGGUCAGGACAUGUCCACCUAAAGGCUACUCAUACUCAGACCAGGGACAGUCCAAAUGCUAUUUUGAUGCGUGGACUGGCGUUUCAAAGGAGAAAAAAUUAUUUCAGCAGAAAAGAAUGUAAGAAAGACAUUAGUUGCUCCCACACGUUUAUUCAGCGAAAAGGUGUCCAUCUUGGAAGUGGUUGUUGUGUGUGCUCUUAAUGUGGUAAAUAUAUUACCAAAUUUUCUGGUUCUCAUUUUCAACAGAGAGGUCACACUGGAGAAAAGCAUUAUAAAUGCUGUGAAUGUGGGAAA